AUGCGCAAGCGCAUACACGUCUUUUUCGCGUUGCUCGCGGUCUGUGAAUCGGCGAGAAUUUUCGCCAUAUACCCAGUGCCAUGCUUCAGCCACCAGCUCGCGUUCCGUCCUCUAACCAUGGACUUAAUAAAUCGUGGACACCAGGUGACUGUGGUGACACCAUUCCCCAUUUUCCCAGACGGCGGGGCGCCGGCGAAUCUAACAGAAAUCAGCAUACAAAAGCUCGUCCAAGACAUGACGAAAAAAGCGCUGGUGGAAGAUAUGAAGGACGCUAAAGAUCUUCUGACGCAGCAGAAAAUCGCCUUCGAUGUAGGUAGGGAGAUCUUCGACGUGCUGUUCCACGAAUUGAGGGAUUUCCUUAGCAGCGGACAGAAGUUUGACCUGAUCCUGGCAGAAGCUUGCGCGCGCAUGGGCGUUCUGUUCUCUCAUAUCUUCAAAGCACCAGUUGUUCAGAUCAGCUCGUUCGGUGGCACCUUCGACGCGUUCAGUAUAGUCGGAGCCCCGAUACAUCCCCUGCUGUAUCCGAUAGCGAAUCGGGAGAGGUUCAAGAAUCUGACUUGGUUAGACAAAAUUAUGGAGACGUACAGACAUUACAGAUUGAUCAAAUUGUAUUAUGAUGGGGAGGAAUCGGAGAACGAGGUCGCGAGGAAGCAUCUGGGCGACGUGCCCACUUUGACGGAGCUGGCUGAUAAUGUGGAGAUUAUUUUUUUAAACGUGCAUCCGAUUUGGGACUCUAACCGGCCAGUGCCGCCCAAUCUUAUUUACUUGGGUGGGCUACAUUUGCAGAAGGAGAAGGCCUUGCCAACGGAUUUAAAAAGCCAACUUGAUGCAUCAGAGAACGCAAUUUACCUAAGUUUUGGAAGUACAAUAACGUCACCGGUACUCAGCGAGGAGAAAAUCGAAAUGUUUUUGCGGGUACUUUCAAAACUACCCUACACAAUUUUCUGGAAGUGGGACGCGGACGUACCGACUGUUCCCGACAACGUCAUAGUUAGAAAAUGGUAUCCGCAGGCGGAUUUAUUAAAACACCCGAACAUAAAGCUGUUCAUAACGCAAGGUGGUCUCCAAUCUAUAGACGAGGCGAUCGACGCUGGAGUCCCAAUGGUGGGAAUCCCGAUAAUCUGGGACCAAUGGUACAACGUGGACAAGAUCGUGGAACUGGAGAUCGGAGUCAUGUGCAACAUACGAAGUGUCACGGAGGACGAAUUUGCAACCGCCAUAGAGACGGUUAUCAACGAUACGAGAUACAGAAGAAAUGUUGAAAAACUUCGUGCUUUAAUCAACGACCAACCGCAGACUUCGCUAGAGAGAGCGGUAUGGUGGAUAGAACACGUCAUGAGACAUAAAGGCGCGAAAUAUUUGAAGUCUCCCGCGCAUAACAUGAGCGUCAUAGACUAUUUCGAAACGAAGUAA
Leptosia nina is the source of this 1413-nucleotide messenger RNA. The record is from the annotation of a GenBank genome assembly. NCBI's taxonomy places the organism in Eukaryota, Metazoa, Arthropoda, Insecta, Lepidoptera, Pieridae.